Molecule: messenger RNA, 1776 nt
Organism: Fonsecaea erecta
Lineage: Eukaryota; Fungi; Ascomycota; Eurotiomycetes; Chaetothyriales; Herpotrichiellaceae
Exons: 2
Coding region: 1-1776 (591 amino acids)
Source: RefSeq, a predicted model, not a curated record
AUGAACAAGCAGCAACGGACGCAAGCACUGAAGAACUUUAUUCUCACGCUUAGUGACCAGCAGCUUGUCACCGGUAUCGCCCUUCUUGUGGCCCUCUUCGCGAAUUGGUGCACAAUGUCCCUCUACGAACUGAACAUGGUUGUCGCUUUAGCCUGGUUCUCUUCAGCUACUCACCUGGCAACGUUGGUGGUACUUCGAGAUUACUUCCAGCAGAACGGUGUGGUCCGGAAUUGGCGUAUCUUUGGGAUGGUCCUCAUCAUGCUGCCAUUGGUUGUUGGGCUGUUAAUGACAGGAAUAUAUGCGCUCUUCAAUCUGGCUCUGCCUCUGCAGUGUCUCGGACCCCUAUAUGCCGGGGUCACGGAAUACGACUGCAACGGUUCAGUUCUUGUUGUCACCAAAGCACUUUCCAACAAUGUCACGGUUUACAAUAACGGUUCCAUCAACUUGGACGGAUCAUACUACAACAAUUGCACUAACGUCUUUGGAGUAUACCAGGGUGGAAUCAGCCCGAUCACAAUUGUCGGAUCUAUUUGGACCGCAGCCUAUCUUAUCGUUGGGUAUGUAGGUGCAGUACUGUCGACUUUUACGACAUCUGAAAAUGACGCUCUCACCUCGUCUUACGUGGCGCUACUGGCCCUCCAACGGGUGGCGCGGUGGACAAAACAUGGACGGUCAGAAACUAUCGAGGUUGCGAUAAGCAACGAAAGAUCAAAGACAAAAUCGAUCGGCCGCUCUAAAGGGAAAUUAUAUCGUACUGCUACCGCUUACAGCGCAUCGUUCUUAUCCCAAAUUGGGACCUCCUUCUUCGCCUUAUCGUACGGAAUCACACAGAUUACGACGUUACGAUGGGGCGCAUAUCAUCCGCAACUUCAGGCAGGAAGUACGCGCAUUGAUUUUGGGCAGAUAGUUCCUCUUAUCCUGCUUAUAUUACCUCUCCUAUCUGCUGCUGAGAUCUUCAACGAGAAGGAAAUUAAAGAGCAUGUGGCGACCCCCACUGAAGACACAGUCUCUACACAAACAGGUACAAGUGGUGCGGAGUUCCAUGAUGCCCAUGCCAACAACAGCGUCCCUCCAUGCGGAAACGAGCAGGUCCAUGCGCCCACGGGAAAUCGAGCUGCACUCGAAUCAGAACCACCUGACGCAAGUGCUUCUCGGUCGCCAGCAGACCCUCAUAGACCUUCGGCUGCCCCUACCUCAAGGGUUUCCGUCAAAAUCAUCUUCUUCUUCCAUAUUUCUCUGAUGAUCGAAGCAGGGGUUGGGCUCAAUAUGCUGAGCGGACUCGAAUGGUUAGGACUCUUUGGGCUGAUAUUCGUAUUCGGUGGUAAAGUGGCUCGUUUUGUUGGCCGACUCGCUGCUGCAAGGAAGGCUGUGUUGCAAGCAAGAACCAACAAGAACAAGAACAACAAAACAUCUGGGCAGGUCCAGGCUAACUCGAGUAGUGCGCCGGACAACAACAUUGAACUUCGAGGACUUCCCAGCAGCGAUGCGGCUUCCCAGGCGGCGACAGAUCCUGAUCAGCCCUCCUCGACUGAGGGAACAGCCCCCAGCAGCACGACAUCAGCAGAGCCGUUAAACGCGGUCCCUCCAACCAGCCAACAGGCUAGUGAAGGUGGUAACCAAGCCGAGAAUCUAGCCAGUCUGCCAGCGCCAGCUUCAGUACAGGGACCGGCGGCAGACGCAUCCGACGAUUCGCUCGAUUGGGUCCCAGCCAAUCCUCACAGGCACGACACGGAGUCAGGUCUCCGUGAGCGGAUUUCCUCGGCACAUGACGACUGA